AUGCAGUCCAACCAUUCGCGCGCGUCUGCUAACAACGCGGCCCUCAGCAGGUCUGGCCACCCGUCUUCAACGUCCUCAUCGGGCUCGAGCACGCCCCCAUUGAAGACAGGCAAGACAACGACAGCAUACGCAUCAGAGUCCACGCUCAUCGGCGGCGUCAAGGGCGGUGCUCCUCUUGCGCGCAGACAAUCAGCAAGCUUCAACCACGUCCGGACGUCCUCUCUGGUGUCGUCAUCUCCUUUCAAAACAGGUGGAAAUACCACUUCAAGCACUCCUGCCGUCAAGCCACGCCCGCAGAUUAACCCAUCGCAGUUUCAACAUGGAGAAGCCCACCGGCAUUCGUCAAGUGGCGAGCAGCCCACGAGCUAUCUAUCCCAGUCCAGAAGUAGAUCGGACGAAAACAAGCUAUUUGACAACAUUCGCAAACCCCGAGAGAGCAAGGGCUUCCAGAGGCUGCCCCAAGCUGAAGCAGUCACCAAGAGCCCAUUCGUCGAAGCAAACGGCUUGCCUCCGGGAUCGAAGCAUACUAUUACACGUUCAGCUGAAUAUCCAAGCCACGCAGCCGAUGCCGUGUCCUCGCAUAGAGUGUCGAAAUCGGCAACGCUCCCUGCGCUCAGCGGGACGAGCACCGCGUCGACAGAGGGUGCCGCGGGACACCCCCUUCUCGCGCCAAAUCACGUUCUCUCUGCUCGACCUCUUCCUGGAACACCCCAACGACCAACUCGACCCGUGUCCAUGUUCGUUCAAGGAUCAGUCCCAGUGUCGACAUCACCUACGACGCGCUCUAGUCUAGCAUCCAGGCGAUUGUUAGGCCCCCGAUCCCCCGAAGAAGGAAUCGGUAGUCGCAGUUUUUCAGACUCUCCUACGCGGUACGAGAGGAGAAAGACGGUCACCUGGGAUGAACGUUGUGACGUCGUCGAGUUUGAACAAGAUGACGAAGAGAGUGUCCCUCCAGAGUCGGUCAGCGACUCGCAAGAAGUUAGAGACUCGGAGACGGAGAGCGAGGUUGAAGAGGUGCCGCCGGCCGUUCCUCCGAAGCAGGAAGAACGAGAAUGGUUUGGUCCUGACAGAGAGGACGGUCGCUCCCCAUCUCCUAUCCUUAGCGGGUCGAUCAAUGAUGCCGCAGACGAUAUGGAGUCGGACAGAAUUUCUGCUGAUCCGAUCUCCGAUGACGAUAUGCCAACUCCUCAAAGGGAAACCUUUGAUCUUCCGGUUGAAGAUCCUCACAAUCACCAUAUGGAUAUUGGUUCAAUCUCUACGGCGACUAUUCCUCGACGCUCCGGAUCCGAGUCCUUCCUCGAAGGAACCAGUGCGUUUAGAGACGAUUCCAUGUCUACGCAAGAGGAUUCUUUCCAUCGCAGCCUCCGUGAGGAACCAGUCGUGGAGACAUCCAGACUAGCAGAGUCACGCUCUCCAGAGAAGUUUCCUCGCAUCUCCCGAGAUGCGAUCCGCAAACAAGUUGAACAGCAGCGCCUCAGCGCGAAUUUCGACGAUGAGCAUUCCCAGUCCAGGCUAAGCAUCGGCGACGAACGUCGGUUGUCUCAAGGCGGCUCUGGAUACAACUCGCCUAUGAGAAAGUUUGAUCAUUCGCCAGUGCCGUCUCCUGGACCUCGACCGCGCGCUGAACAGGUCUUCACGUCAUCCAAUGUCAACUUGGAGGACGUCCAAAGUGCUCUGGAUCGUCUAAUGCUCGGUGUCGAGAAAGGGUUCGAGCCUUCCAUACACUCAAACAUCACGGAGCAAGACUACGACGAAACAUCGAGUAAUGGUGAUGACUACGCUCCCAGGUCUUAUGGACAACCCCCGGAGGAAGAGCAUGACGAUACUCCUAGAGAAGAUGAAUAUCUGGAGCCCUCAGAAGGUGCCCAACUUCAUCGUCAAUCCACUGCGAUGUCUGGUACUAGCACAGAGUCUACAGAUGGACCAUAUACACCCGAUAUUCAUGGAAUGGCCCAACCCGAACUACCUUCUGACGCGAAAGACAUCGACUCGAUGUACGAAGACUCGAAGCCGCUCCCACCACCUCCCGAGAUGGAACCAUCCCCAGUCAUGCACCAUACGCAUCUGCAAGAUGAAACGUCGAGUGCUGAGGGACAUCAAAUGACUCUGGCUGUUCCAGCUGGCGCGUCAGUCCGUCGUGGUAGUACCAUCAAGCGGCACGAAGAAGCAAUCAAAGCCAAGAGAAGGGAGCAGCGCGCUCUGGAGGGGCGUCCUAGUAAACGUCGUAGCCACUCGACCGGAGAUCUCAAGACACAGUUCUCUCCUGGGUCAGAGACUCUGGAGAUUGAUAACCGGGACGACAUUGAUCUCACAGACGCGUUCCAGCAUGAGGUUGCCAAGCUCGAGCCUGUCAAGAAAUCCUACAUGAUGAAGCAACGUCGUCCCACUAUCUAUGCAUCCGACAGUCGUGUCGGUCAUUCCGGAAUGGCUGGAGAUGUCCAUAAAGGUCGCGCUUGGCGUGCUGUUCGUCGGCCGUCUGAUAUGACAACUGCGACAACAGGAGAAGGUGCCACUCCUCCAGGCAAAGUCUUCGUACGGGUCCUCGGGAUCCGUGCCUUGGAAGUCCCAUUACCAGCUCAACCUACAUACUUCACCUGCGUCUUGAACAAUGGCAUUCACUUUGUGGAGACACCAGCCAGCAAGUUGGAAAAGGACGAGAGUAUCAUCGAUCAGGAGUUUGAGCUGAUUGAGCACGAAAAGCUCGAAUUCACUCUGACCAUCAAAGUGCGAAAGGACGCCCAUAUCGCGCAGAUUCUCAAUCCGCCUGCACGACCCGCGUACCUUCCUCCAGCUGUGCGUGUUGAGACGCCAACUAAAUCGAAGGGCGUCAGAAGUUUCUUCUCAAGUCCCUCCAAGAAGCCGAGCAAGCAAGCCGCUAUUCGCGAGGUGGAGGCGACCCCGCCGCCAGUGCAUACGGCGGAUCCGUUUGGACGCUAUUUGAAGAAGGAUCUUUCUAUUGCACGUGCUCUCGUUUCCUUCAGGGAAAUUAUGGAUCGCUGUGAUACAAAGCUUUUCGAAACGAGCUAUCCCCUCGUCGGCCAGUGUGCUGAAGGUGGACAGCUUGCUACGAAGACGAUCGGCGAAAUCGUCCUUCAAAUCUUCCGUCUUCCUCCCCUGCCCGGGAUUCCAGCGGACGACCUCCCGCAAUCUCUCGAGGAAUGCCAGCGCGGCUUGAGGCACGUCCAAUGGCACAAGGUUGUCUAUCACGAAGGUGUCUUGACUCAACUGGGUGGUGAUUGCACGACUUGGAGACGUCGUAAUCUCCAGGUGAUGGGCGCCAACUUGAUCGCAUUCAAUGAUGUGACCAAACGACCUAUUACGACCAUGGACCUACGAAAGAUUACGCUUGUCGAGGACGAUGGUCGGCCCGGUGUACCUGCGACUGUCAUCACGCCGCCAGCAGAUGCCGUAGAAGGUGGCCUGAAUCCACCCAAACUGAGAAGGCAACGAUCUUUCAAUUCUCUGGCGGGAAUUGAGCACUCCUUCCGCGUCAUCUUUGACGGCAACGAGAACGACGAAGUAUGCUUCUUCGCAGAUAAUGCAGAAGAGAAAGCCAGAUGGAUGGAAAUCUUCGGUGCCCUCGUCGGACGGAUACCCCACAAUCCGCUCUGGGCCGAACUCGUUUGGCAACGCCAACAAACAGUCUAG
Messenger RNA from Serendipita indica DSM 11827, 3648 nucleotides. The record is from the annotation of a GenBank genome assembly. Lineage: Eukaryota; Fungi; Basidiomycota; Agaricomycetes; Sebacinales; Serendipitaceae.